Molecule: messenger RNA, 3798 nt
Organism: Plasmodium malariae
Lineage: Eukaryota; Apicomplexa; Aconoidasida; Haemosporida; Plasmodiidae
Gene: MRE11
Product: double-strand break repair protein MRE11, putative
Exons: 1
Coding region: 1-3798 (1265 amino acids)
Biological process (GO): double-strand break repair via homologous recombination; mitotic G2 DNA damage checkpoint signaling; telomere maintenance
Cellular component (GO): nucleus; Mre11 complex
Molecular function (GO): endonuclease activity; manganese ion binding
Source: RefSeq, a predicted model, not a curated record
AUGUGCAGGAUGGGAAGUCCGCCAAAAGAAGGCAAAGAUAUUAACAUACGUAGCAUCGUUUACGACAAGUUGAGCAGAGAAAAGGAUAGUAUUAAGGAGAUCUUGCAAAAUGGGGCUAACAGUAUUAGUAAUACACAUUACAAUGAUGAGCAUCUAAGUGACUGCAGUAAUACUGGCAUCCAUAUGUACAAGAAGAGAAAUGAGGUAAUUUGUGAAAAUUAUAAAAAUAGUGCAAGUUGUAAUAAUUAUGAAAGCAUCCUUAACCCAGUCAGGAGUAGCCACAAUAACCGGAGCAAUUUAUACAGUCCAAUGGAAUAUGAAACUAGCACAGCUUUAUCCAAUGAAAAACGAGCUAGAGUUAUAUCAGUCAAGAGUUUAUAUAGCACAUUCCAUAAAACUAGUGAUAUAUUGUUAAAUGAAAAUGGACGAAUGGAAAGAACAGAAACAACAGAGAAAGAGGGAAAGGAAUACAUUGCAUGUUCAGGAAAUAAUCUACUUAAAGGAAAAGCAAAAUUACAAGCUGACCAUAAGAAUGAGAAUGAAAAUGAUAGUGCGAAUAAGAACGAGUAUGAAAAUGAUAGUGUGAAUAAGAAUGAGAAUGAAAAUGAUAAUGCGAAUAAGAAUGAGAAGGAUGUAGACCCAUAUUUUGCUCAACAGCAGAAUCAUAUACAGAACAACGAUUUUUUAAGAAAACAUGAAAAUUAUUAUAGCUCUUUGGCUCAAUCAAACGAGGAUAAAAACAGGAACAGGGGAAGUAAAAUUUGUGGUAAAAAAGGAGAUGAUGUAUUUAUGAAUUCCAUUAGAAGUGAUAAGGAAGAUGACAGUAAUGCAAACGAUUUGCAUCAGCGAAUUAGGAAUAGUAAGGAAUGCUCCCUUCUUUUGUCUUCAUGUGAUACCCUUCACAUAAACGAUAGGCGGAAAAACUUUACUCAUAAUGACGGAAAGGAAAGUCCAUUUAAAAAAAUCGAAAUGAAGAAGUACCACAAGGAGGAAAAUAAAAGCCGAAGGAAUACACAAAACUGUAGGGAUAUCAUAACCAAAGUCAGUGAACAUGAGAAAGAUCCAUCACACACAUUCACUCUAAAAGAAUUAGCGGAAAACGAAGAGAGGCAUUUAAUUUCAUCUAAUGUACCAAUGGAAAACACAAACAUCACUACUAAGGAAAACAUUAAGCUACACGAAUUUGAGCGCGAAAAAAUGCAGAAAAACAAACCAUAUAACGGUGUAGAUAAGGAGGUGCUAAACUAUUCUUUAGGUUCAAUGAUGGAUGAGAAGAAUAUUCCAAAUGAACGAAGAGAGAAGAAGUAUAAUUUCAUAUGUGAAGAGGAAGGUAAAAGAAUAUUUAAAAACAUCCCAUUAUGUGAACUAAAAGUAAUAUUAAGUGAAAAUGAACCAAAUACUUUAAAAAUUUUAUUAUGCACAGAUAAUCAUUUAGGCUAUAAAGAAAAUAAUGCUAUUCAAAAAGAGGAUACAUUUAACUCUUUUGAAGAAAUUUUAUUUAUUGCCAAAAAGUUAAAUGUUGAUAUGAUUUUAAACAGUGGUGAUCUAUUUCAUAAGAAUAAAUUAUCAGAGUACACUCUCUUUAAAACUAUGUCAACCAUAAGGAAGUAUUGUCAUGUUAGUCGGAAAGAUGUAGAAAUCGGGUCAAGUCCACCUACACGCUUAGCAAAUGGGGAAUCAAAAAAUAUGCCUUCGCGUGUUGAGGAAACACCAACAAAUAACGAUGAUCUAACACGAAAAGAUAAAUACAGAGCACGCUUGAAGGAAAUACGUAAUUAUAAUUAUGAAUACUACAAAGAAGACAAAAUGGAAGAAAGUUUUCCGAAAAAUGAAACUUACACAUAUGAUGAACAGAACUCAUUAGGUGAAAAUAAAAAAGAAAUGAGUACGGGAAGCAACAACAGUGAAUCACUCACUGAGGGUUAUAGCACUGUGGAGAAGCCAAAAAAAAAAAGAAUUUGCCCCUUGAAUAGUUACUCUGAGGGGGAAAAUAGCGCGGAGAGAAUCAACGACAGUAGCGAUGAGAGAUAUUGUGCGAAAAGGAGUGCAGUGAGUGAUAGAAACAGAGGUGCAAGAAUCCGUGGGAACAGCCAUGCAAGAAGUGAAGAAGAAUACUACGAUGAGGAAGAGCGCAAAGGAGGAGAACGCGCGCGCUCGGAGAGCAGAGUAAAACGGACUAGAGGAGAAUCACUGGAAAGCUUCAAAUUAUGUUCAGUGAACGAGAAAUUUGAAAAAUCGAUUCCCUUUUUCACGGUGCACGGAAACCAUGACUAUCCAUACAGUUAUGAUUACAUAUGCCCUCUAGACAUAUUAAAUAUAUCAAACCUAAUAAACUACAUUGGAAAGAAUAGUCUGAACAAAAUUGUAGUUAAACCUAUUCUUUUAAAUAAAAACAGUACGAAAAUUUCUAUAUAUGCUAUAGGUUGGAUAAAAGACGAAAGGUUAUAUAGAUCCUUUGAAAAUAAACAAGUAAAAUUUGUGUUGCCAUUAGAUUAUAAAAGAAGAAUAAACAUUUUAGUAUUACAUCAAAAUAGGUAUAUAAGAAAUUCAUAUGGAAAUAACACAAAAAAUUUUAUUAAAGAAUCAUUUAUUCCCAAAUUUAUGGAUUUAGUUAUAUGGGGACAUGAACAUUUCUCGAAACCUUAUUUAGAAGAAAGUUUAUUUAAUUCUUUUUAUAAUUUACAGCUAGGGUCCUCUGUUCGGACAUCCUUAUGUGCUAAUGAAUAUGGUGAUAAAUAUAUUGGUUUGCUUGAAAUAAAAAAAGAAAGAUUUCGUUUUUUAAAAAUAAAUCUUGAAACAGUUAGACCCUUUGAAAUGAAAGAUAUAAGAUUGUCUGAUUACAAUUUAAAUUUUAAAGAAGAAUCUAUUUUAAAUAAAUUUUUACAUGAACAAACAAGUCAAAUAUUGAACAAAAUUAAGGAAAAUUUUUAUGAACAAGUCAGAAAAUAUUACUUGUUCAGAAAAUUAUUUUUUCCCUCUAAUGACGAAGAUAAUUUGCUACAUGUUACAUAUGAAAAUAAGAAAAAAAGGAGUAAUCCUGAGGAGGCAAAUAUUCCAUUAUUUAAUGAGAAUAUAGAGAAGGAAAUUACAACAAACGAUAUUUUUGAAAAAUCUGAAAAGGAACGAGAAAAAUAUUUUUAUUCCAUUUUACGGGAACAGGAAAUAAAUAAUUUUUAUGACAAUUUAAAAAAUGAAGAUUUUUAUUCAAGCACAUUUAUCCAUUUGGCUUUUUCAGAUUAUAAUGACACAUUUGAUUUGUUAAAGAUAAAGAAGUAUGUAUAUGAUAAACCUCUCCUUAAACUAAAGGUCGAAUAUAAUGAAAUUAACAUAAUUAAUACGCAAUUGUUUGGAUCAACCUUUGCACACAGGAUUGCAAACCCGUCUGAAUUUUUAUCCUUCUACAAAAAGAAAUUAAAAAUGAAAGACACAAUAAAUACUCGAGUAAAUUCGGAUGAACAGGACAAUGUAGAUGAUAAAGAUAUUCUUAACAUGGAAUAUAUAAAUGAAUAUAACAAAGUUUUUGAUAUACUAUUUGAUUACUGUGAUGUUAAAAAUAAAUUACUUAUAUUGGAUCAAAAAAUAAUUAUGAACACUGUGCAGAAUUUUAUAUUAAACAAUAAUUCUUCUUUUAAUUCCGAUUCGAUUAACAGUUCAGAAUUUACUUCUUUUCUUUCCAUGGUUGAAAAUUUAUCAAAAAAUAAAAUAGACUUACUGGAGCUAAACUUAUCAAACAUUCCUGUGGAGAAUAUGACUGAUGAUUAUCUUGUGCAACUCACCGAAAAGUUAAGCAGUACGUAG